Solea senegalensis (Senegalese sole) is the source of this 3348-nucleotide messenger RNA. RefSeq names its product leucine-rich repeat neuronal protein 1-like. The coding region runs from base 568 to 2712 and encodes 714 amino acids. Gene Ontology annotation, cellular component: extracellular matrix. Gene Ontology annotation, molecular function: protein binding. NCBI's taxonomy places the organism in Eukaryota, Metazoa, Chordata, Actinopteri, Pleuronectiformes, Soleidae. The transcript is spliced from 2 exons. The record is from RefSeq and is a predicted model, not a curated record.
CUCCAUCACUUUCACAGUUGCAGCUCGCGGCCGCUGAGGGUGGGACUUUGGUCCUCGUGCUGUUGAUGAUGACAGAUGGUGAGUUUGCCUGUUUGGGCAGCAGACAGCGCGUUCCAGACCUGGACUCACAGGCAGCUGCUGCUCGAUCACUGGAAGCUGCUGCUGCAGCGUCUCCUCUCCUGAAGUAAAUCCGUGUCUCCAGCACUGGAGCAGAACAGAUAUCUCAACCGUGGGGCGUUUUCCCCACACACAUAGGAUUUACUCUCGUGUCGUUUAUUAUAUCCUGAAACACAAUCUGCAGCCGCGAUCCGCGCAGGAGCUGCGGGUCACAAGCAGGAGGUGCGUGUUCAAAGGUUGAAUCCUCAAGGUGUGGAAGUCAGAUGCAGAGUUGAAGCUUGAACCAGAUGUUUCUUGGGCCUGCCUUCUCUAAACACUGCUCACUACAGCGCCUACAGCAGCAGCAAACUAGCCGCAAAGGAGACUAAUGUUCAUCAAAUUCCACUUUGUAACCUUCUCCUAUACACUGCCUCUCCUCUAAGCUUCCUGUGAGCAGAGUGAGCAGGCAAAAUGGCACUCAGCUCUCAGCCUUGGCCUCCAUUAAUAUGGCUGUGCAUUGGAUUGCUUCUUUUCUUCCUGUCGCCCAUAAACGGCAAAGAAUGUCCUUGUUUGUGCGUAUGUGAGAUUCGCCCUUGGUUCACUCCCCAGUCUACAUACAAGGAGGCUAUUACAGUGGACUGCAAUGACUUGAGGCUCUCACACAUCCCUACCAACUUGUCAACAGAUACCCAGGUGUUACUACUUCAAAGUAAUGCCAUCUCACACACGGGUGGAGAGCUGGAGGCACUUUUCAACUUGACAGAGUUGGACCUCUCUCAGAACAACUUCAGUACAGUGGAAGCAGUGGGUCUUACAAGCAUGAACCACCUGACCACUCUGCACCUCGAGGAGAACCAGAUCAGUCAGCUUCCAGAUCAUUGCCUGGGAAACCUCUCUAAUCUCCAGGAGCUCUACAUCAACCACAACCAGAUAAAUUCCAUCUCUCCUCGGGCAUUUGCAGGUCUGCGCAGCUUACUGCGCCUUCAUCUCAACUCCAAUAGGCUCCAUGUCAUAGACAGCCGCUGGUUUGAAGAAACACCUAACCUUGAGAUCCUCAUGAUUGGAGAGAAUCCAGUCAUUGGGCUCCUGGACAUGAAUUUUAAGCCUCUAGGAAGCCUGAGGAGUCUGGUUCUGGCUGGCAUGGACCUCACUGAUGUGCCAGCAAACGCCUUUGUAGGUUUGGAUACACUGGAAAGCAUUUCUUUCUAUGACAACAAACUGGUCAGAAUCCCUCAGCUGGCACUUCAGAAAGUCCCUAAUCUGAAAUUCUUGGAUUUAAAUAAAAAUCCUGUUCACAAAAUUCAGGAAGGCGACUUCAGGAACAUGCUCCAUCUGAAGGAGUUGGGGAUCAACAAUAUGAUGGAGUUAGCGUCUAUUGACCGAUUUGCCCUUGACAACCUACCAGAACUGACAAAGCUGGAAGCCACAAACAACCCUAAACUGUCCUAUGUCCACAAAUUAGCCUUUAGAGACAUGCCCUCCCUGGAGAGCCUGAUGCUCAACAAUAACGCGCUAACUGCCCUUUACCAGCACACUGUGGAGGUGCUGCCUAAUCUGCGUGAGAUCAGUCUGCACAGCAACCCAUUGCGCUGUGAUUGUGUCAUUCAGUGGAUGAGUUCUAACAGGACCACAGUACGCUUCAUGGAGCCUCUAGCCAUGCUGUGUACCUCCCCAACAGAACUCAGAGGCCAACUGGUUCGAGAGCUUAGGCUGUUGUCCUCAGAGCAGUGUCUCCCCCUCAUAUCCCAUGACACGUUCCCCAGCCACUUGAACCUCGAUCUGGGCAUGAGUGUCAGUCUUGAUUGCAGGGCCAUGGGGGAGCCAGAACCAGAAAUAUACUGGGUGACUCCUCUAGGGACUAAACUCACUAUAGACACUGUGUCAGAGCGUUACCAUCUGAGCACUGAGGGGACCCUGAGGGUAAAUCAUGUGCAGGUAGAAGACUCUGGCCGAUACACAUGUGUGGCUCAGAACACAGAGGGCGCUGACACACGAGUUGCGACCAUCCGUGUAAAUGGCACCCUACUUGACAGUGCGCAGGUGAUGAAAAUCUUUGUCAAGCAGACUGAGUCCCACUCCAUCCUGGUGUCCUGGAAGGUCAACUCAAACGUUAUGUCCUCCAAUCUGAAGUGGGCCUCUGCCACCAUGAAGAUCGACAACCCACAUAUUACCUACACAGCUCGCGUUCCUGUAGAUGUCCAUGAGUACAACCUCACGCAUCUUCAGCCUGCUACUGAGUAUGAGAUAUGCCUCACAGUCUCCAACGUCCACCUGCAGACACACAAGUCAUGCGUUAAUGUCACAACAAGGAGCUCGGCAUUUGCCAUGGACUUGUCAGACCAGCACCCAAGCGCUGCUGUGCUCACCGUAAUGGCAACUGUGCUGGCCUUCAUCAGUCUGGCCACUGUCGCCAUCUACAUGGCCCGCAGAUGGAAGAGGAAAAACUACCACCACUCUCUGAAGAAGUACAUGCUGAAAACCUCCUCCAUCCCCCUGAAUGAACUUUACCCGCCCCUCAUCAACCUGUGGGAGGUUGACGGUGAGAAGGAGAAAGAUGGUAGCACAGAGGGGAAGCCCUCUCCUGUUGACACCACGCGAAGCUAUUACAUGUGGUGAAGUUCGAGUAAGGAGGCCUAGCUGCCUCUUCAGCAGCACAAAAAGACACACUUUUGCCAUUUUGGUGCAAAAGUUGAAUAAUGUUUCAAAAUGUUUUUGUAUUCACAGCUUUGCUAAUAAGAGGCAGAGUGAUCAAGGACAGGAUUUUUAUUAGUAUAGCGUAUCGCCUUUGUUUGAUCCUUUCUAUCUUUUCAUCAUCGUUCCAGACUCUCCAAGAUGGCAGCUGUAUUUAGCUUCCAUGUUGUCUUAGAUGCUAUGUUCUGUUCCUCCUCCAUGCAUUUUUAUUUUGACUCACUUUCUUUUGGGUUAAUAAUCCAGCAGCAUUAUUAUGAAGUAGAGAUCAGUGUUUCUUUCUCUGUUUUGUAAAACAGGUAAUCUGUUGUGCACUAAUAGAUAAUGGAGUUUGUAGAAACUUCAGUUAAAAGCUGACAGAGGGGUCUAGACUCGUUAUACUGUCUACUGAAUGUUAGCAAUUGUGCAGUAAUGUUGUAUCAACUAUACCUUUGAACGUUCUGAUUUAAAUUGCAAGAUACUAGUAUUUUUGUUGUUUUAUUUUUUAGUUUGCUGCUUAAUGUGAUGUUAAUGCUAGAAAUACAACUGUAAAAGUAUUUAGAAUUUUUUUAUUAGUGCGCACUA